Thamnophis sirtalis is the source of this 480-nucleotide messenger RNA. RefSeq names its product lipocalin. Gene Ontology annotation, molecular function: small molecule binding. NCBI's taxonomy places the organism in Eukaryota, Metazoa, Chordata, Lepidosauria, Squamata, Natricidae. The record is from RefSeq and is a predicted model, not a curated record.
GGUCAGGAAGUGCCCACAACAUCCGGGUGCUGGAGACCAACUACAACGAGUACGCACUGCUGGGGGACACCAUCACCAAGGGGGCCGACACCUUCACCAUGGUCACCCUCUACGGGAGGCAGAAACAGCUGCGCCCGGAACUGCUGGCGAAGUUCACCCAGACGGCCUUGAGCCAGGGACUUGCCCAGGAAGACGUCCUCGUCCUGCCCCGGACUGAUCUCUGCAUGGGAGAAACCGUGUAGGCGAGUGGCAUUUGUUCCAGCUUUUGCUCGCCCAGAAAGUAUCCAAGAAUGCAAACUUCCUCGCCCGGCUUCUGGCUCCUGCCCCCAAGGGAGGGAGGGGGGCCGAAGACCCCUUUCUCCCCACAGUGCUGGAAUUCUCCCCAUGGCCUCCUUUCCCCUCCUGCCUCUCGCCUGAUAGCAGCCUUUCUCCUGCCCUGGAAAUAUUAAUAACAGCAAUAAUAAAGGAAUAUGUAACACA